AUGGACCCCGUCAUUAUAACGCCGGACGAUGUAGCUGAGGCGGUCCGAAGGGCCCCGAACUGGAAAAGUCCGGGGCUCGACAGGCUGCAUCACUACUGGCUGAAGGGGUUCGUGGUGUGUCACGCUGUGCUCGCCCGACAAUUUCAAGAGGCUCUCGACCAAAAGUCGCUCCCGAGCCUCUUCACUACUGGGAUCACUCAUUUGGUUCCUAAAGACCGGGAUACCAUAGACCCGAGCAAAUACCGCCCCAUCACUUGUCUACCCACGAUAUAUAAGACACUAACAUCCAUUUUGAGCGCGAGAAUCACUCGUCAUCUGAACUCAAAUCAGGUGAUGUCGCGCGCUCAAAAUGGAUGUCGGGGCGGUGGUCGUGGAACCAAGGAACCACUCCUCAUUGACGCGGUCAUUGGCAAAGUGGUUAAACGCAACCGUCGGAACCUAUCCGCCGCCUGGAUAGACUACAAAAAGGUAUUUGACUCGGUGCCUCAUACAUGGCUGAAGAGGGUCCUCGAGCUGUACAAGGUUGACUGUACAGUUAGAGACUUCCUCGGGCAGUGUAUGGGGCAGUAG
Parnassius mnemosyne (clouded apollo) is the source of this 570-nucleotide messenger RNA. The record is from the annotation of a GenBank genome assembly. Lineage: Eukaryota; Metazoa; Arthropoda; Insecta; Lepidoptera; Papilionidae.